AUGAUGCAAAAGCAACAGAAGUUGAUGCAAAGACAACAGAAGACAGUACAACAGCUGGCACAGCAAAUGAACCUCCUAUCAGGCCAAGCAAGCACUGCAAAUGCACCUGCAAUGAUGCAGGAGAACCCAGAGCAAGAAGCUCAACAAGAAGAAGAAGAGGACUGA
This is a messenger RNA of Coccidioides immitis RS, 165 nucleotides long. RefSeq lists its product as uncharacterized. The transcript has a single exon. The record is from RefSeq and is a predicted model, not a curated record. NCBI's taxonomy places the organism in Eukaryota, Fungi, Ascomycota, Eurotiomycetes, Onygenales, Onygenaceae. The coding region runs from base 1 to 165 and encodes 54 amino acids.